This is a messenger RNA of Ostrinia nubilalis (European corn borer), 2561 nucleotides long. RefSeq names its product cytoglobin-1-like (gene Glob1). NCBI's taxonomy places the organism in Eukaryota, Metazoa, Arthropoda, Insecta, Lepidoptera, Crambidae. The transcript is spliced from 4 exons. The coding region runs from base 67 to 672 and encodes 201 amino acids. Gene Ontology annotation, molecular function: heme binding; oxygen carrier activity; oxygen binding. The record is from RefSeq and is a predicted model, not a curated record. Gene Ontology annotation, biological process: oxygen transport; response to hypoxia.
AUUUUGAUACAAACCAGUAUGGUAGAGUCUUCUGUACAGUCAGUUUCGGUUUAAAGUUUCGCGAAAAUGCUACUUUUCGUAUACCUGUCUUCAAUAUUUAUGUUGCUGACAGCGAUUUUAGUGCUGAAGAAAUCCAAGCACCCUAAGUUAACGAUGGGCGCGUGGUUGAGCUACAUCUGGUGGGGCGGAGACCCUGACGCGGUAAACCCAGUGUCCGGGCUCACCAAGAGAGAGAUUUACGCCGUGCAGAAAUCCUGGGCACCAGUGUAUGCCAAUUCAGUGGCCAACGGGACGGAAAUUUUGAACAGACUAUUCACCACCUACCCAGAAACGAAGAACUACUUCAAAAUGAUCCGCAAUUUACCAGACGGCGAGUACGCCCAGAAUUUCCAGUUUAAAGCGCACGUGAUCAACCUGAUGUCAGCUUUGAACCUAGCCAUCAUGAACCUGAACCAGCCUGAAAUUGUAGCAGCCAUGAUGGUGAAGCUUGGCGAAUCACAUAAGAGAAGAGAAAUAAAAGAACAAAACUUUCAUGACUUGAAAAACGUGCUAGUGAAGAUGUUCAUCGAAGUACUAAAUCUCGACGCAGCGACUCUCGGAGCGUGGGGGAAGACCGUAGACUUCUGGUACAAGAACAUAUUCCAAUCAUUGAAUGCUGAGGAGAGUAGAUAACACCACCAGUUCCCAUUUGACGACCGCGGGUCUCUCUGCUUGGUUUAAAGUUAUUGUAAAUGCUAAGGGUGCUUUCGUAAAGAAAUUACGCUCGGUCGUGUGCCUGUUUCUGAUGGUACCUUUUCUAUUUUGAUAAGCCAGUUUUAAUGUUGACAUGAUGAAAGCCCAAAUAUUUUCAUGCAAGUGUUUUCUUUUCUGAUACACAUCCGGCGUUAGUGCAAUGUUAAAUUGGUAGUAGGUAGGUAAACGUGUGUGCAAUUUUGAAAAAUUGAUGAAUUUUAAUUUCUGUGACGGGUCUGGGUGUGACUAUGUAUAAUAUUUAUGUAUUUAAAAAAAAAAAGUAUACAAGUAGUAUAUCCGUUAAGCUAGCACCCAUAACACAAGCAUUAAGUUGCUUACUUUGGGGCUAGCUGGCGCUGUGUGAAAUUGUCCAAAGAUUUAUUUAUUUAAAUGUAAGCUGGUUGCUGCUAUAAGUUGCCUGUCACUAUUUAACAACUGUCAAAUUAUGUAGUGAGUUAACACCACAGAUGGUUAACACCAAUGAGAUACUUUAAGGCUAGGUUGCGAAAUCUUACUUUAGCUUUGACGAACUUCAAAAAUAUGUCAAACUCCAUACAAAAAGCACCGGAUAAUGUUAUAGUUGCCGUUAAAGUUAGGUGGUGCAACUCAGCCUAAUGGGUUGUCGAAUCGCAGUAAUUAAUGCAAUAACGCUUUUAAUUUAGAUUUCAAAGCUACACCCUACUUUUCAUGGAAAAUUGAUAGAGUUUUCAGGACUAGUAUUAGUCUAAUGACUAGUCUAAUAUCGCGCUUAACAUAGCGCUGCGACCACGCCAGCUGUGUGUGUGUGUCAGAAGUUUGCAAUCAAUAUCUUACCUACUUAUUUACUUCUGUUUAUUUUGUCAACGGUUCCUUCUUUCUAUAAAAAGUUAGCAAAUCCUGACGAGUCCUCGUUCCAAAUGAUUGAACUUUACAGGAUUUCAGCGAACAUUAAACAAACAUUAAGUCCUCGUACGGCUCACACUUUCAUGUUUAUUUAAGUUGCAAAGUUUGGGCUAAGUCUUACCUUAACGAUACUUUCAAAGUCAGUUAACAAACUCCUAACAACUUGGCUUGUUAAAAAUGGAUGUAGUUACAUCUACUUCUCUACCUGAGGAUUUUACAGAGAGAAUUAUAAGUUUAGUCUUUUAGAUAUAACUUAACUUUAACUUAAGUUUAAAAAAAAUAGAUUUUGUAACAAAAGAGGUUCGUUUUUGCACUUGAAUAUAAUGAAACUUAGAUAUUAUUUUAUUAAAUUGAAUAAUAUUUGAGUACAAAUCAUUUUACUAGCAGAGUACCGUGCGAUAAAAUCAUUAAUCGACCAAUUUUCUAUAUAAAAUAGUAAGUAGGUGCUUUACUAAGUAAAGGCAUUUAUUAUUAUAAUUGUAGUGCCCGUUCAAAUAAUAAACUAAUUAAAAUAUAAUUUGUACAAAUGAAAAAGAAAUUGACAAAAACUUGGCUCUCCCGGCUCGAGUUUUUAUCAAACAAAAAGUAAUUUAAAUGUCAAAUCUAUAUGAUUCAAGUCAUUAUUUGUAAGUAAUUUUGAACGGGUUUUGUUUAACAAUUAAUACUAACAUUGUAGAUAUAAUAAAUCGCUUAUAUACCAGUUUAAAACAUUAUUAUUUUACAACAUGGUUGUUUUUGAAUAUAACUAUUGUAGCAAACCCGCCUAGGAAUCGACGGCAGCGCCGCCUACCGGCCCGUUUUAGUGAUUACAACUUAAAAUAAUUUUUUGUCUAUGGCAAUGUAAGAUAUUCGUCUUCUCUCUGGCCACCCGGCACAUGUAUUGUAACAGCACCGUAAUUUUAUUUUAUAAUCGUCAAGUAAGAGUGGAGUAAACUCAUUCACAGGUU